This is a messenger RNA of Seriola dumerili (greater amberjack), 3311 nucleotides long. It is a transcript of the gene mertka, whose product is annotated as tyrosine-protein kinase Mer-like. Bases 126 to 2966 code for a protein of 946 amino acids. The transcript is spliced from 19 exons. Gene Ontology annotation, biological process: nervous system development; phagocytosis; cell migration. The record is from RefSeq and is a predicted model, not a curated record. Gene Ontology annotation, cellular component: signaling receptor complex. Gene Ontology annotation, molecular function: ATP binding; transmembrane receptor protein tyrosine kinase activity; protein binding. NCBI's taxonomy places the organism in Eukaryota, Metazoa, Chordata, Actinopteri, Carangiformes, Carangidae.
GCCACCGCAGUGGCUGAUGUGGGUUAUUGUCGGAGUUGAAGCUCAGUCCGCUCGGAAUCAGAGACGUGGACGCUUGCAGGCUGUAGCGGGACACAGAGCAGCAGAGAGGAGAGCUCACACCGGUCAUGGCAAAGAAGUCAAAUCCAGGCUGGUUUGCAGUUUUUCUCUCUUCAUCGACCAUAGUCGUUCUUCUUGUGGGGAGUACGGGCAGCGCCCAGCAUUCUAGGCGCCAGUUUCACCGACCAACCAGGACCUCAGAGCCUCUUGUGAUAUCUGGCCGUGUUCCAAGGGUUUAUCUGACUCCAGAUCAGCUCAGACAGCUGCACUUCAAGCCCACCAUAGGCUCCAUCCAGCUAUCAGAGGGCCAUGAGACUAAGUUCAACUGCUCAAUCAAUAUCCCAGAUACCAGGGUGGAGCCCACCAUCACCUGGGUGAAGAACGGCCAGGACCUGUCGAGGAAGGAUCAGGUGUUGAUCAACGAGCUCCAUACCGUCACAGACGGGGUCACCACUCUCCUCUCCACUGUCAGCAUUAAGUAUGUGCUGAGACUGGAUGCCGGGGAAUAUCGCUGCAGACUGAGUAUCGGCCCCACGACGGUAGAGUCUCAGCCAAUCACAGUCGAGGUGGAUGGUCUACCAGCAUUUAUCCACCAACCUGAGGACUGGAACGUAACAAGAGACACACCUUUUACGCUGUUAUGUGAGGCGGUUGGACCUCCGGACCCUGUUAAAAUCCGCUGGCUCCGUGAUGGAUUACCUGUUAGCGACUCUCAUCUCUCUCCCAGCAGCUACUUUGUGUCAGGUGUGGACAAGUACACUCAGUUCAGCUGCGAAGCUCACAACUCGAAGGGUGUCGCCACCUCCAGAGAAGCAAAUAUCAACAUCAAAGUGCUUCCUAGUCCUGUGUCUGAUGUUACUGUGAUGGAAAGUCGGCCCAAUAAGUUGAUACUGAGCUGGAGCCCUGGUCACGAUGGCUUCUCUCCAGUCACCAAAUGCCACAUCAGGGUUAAAGAGGUGAGUCGGCGGAAGGGGGAGGUGAUGACCACUAGGUUCAUCAAUGUCACAGUGCCGCCUUUCCAGUAUGAAGUCCCCGGGCUGCAGGCCAUGACGUCGUACAACAUGAGUGUGUCCUGCAGCAAUGAGGUGGGAGCCUCUCCUGUCACCAUGUGGAUCCAGAGCAACACCACAGAGGGAGUGCCGUCGGUUUAUCCCCGAAACGUCACCUUACAGCUGAACGGGUCGUCGCUUGUGAUCAGGUGGAAGCCUCCGCCGGAUGAUAAGAUAAAUGGCAUCCUGCGCGGUUAUGAUGUUAUUGUCAGAUAUGGCUCACAAGAGAAAAAGACCCACAGUUACACCACCGAUGUCGUUGUACCUGUACAGGAAUUCAACACAACCUACAGCGUGGAGGUGGCUGCAUGCACGCAGGCAGGGAGCGGCAUGGUCAGCCCACGAGUCUGGCUGUUUGUGCCAGAGCACAAAUCACCUGUGUCCCCAUCUUCCAGCCCUGACACCAGGGCUCCAGACUCUGUCAAUGUUGUGCUAGGUGUGGUGUGUGGCAUCUGUCUUCUGCUGAUUGUCCUCUGGGCGGGUAUCUGUGUACACCACAGGACUUCUGAAUCUUGGUUUGGGCGGGUGUUUGGAGGUGGAGAAAAGCCGCAGCCUGUUGUGGAGUACAAACCCCAGAGAUCCUACAAUCGAUCAGCCAUAGGAGUCACACUUGGGAACCUUGGUGUUAGUGAUGAACUCCAGGCCAAACUUCAGGACGUGAUGGUCAUGAGGACCUUGCUCUCGAUAGGAAAGAUCCUGGGAGAGGGUGAAUUUGGCUCCGUGGUGGAAGGACAUAUAAGACAACCAGAUGGAACAUCAGAAAAAGUUGCUGUGAAGACAAUGAAAUUGGAGAGCUUCUCUCAAAGGGAGAUUGAGGAGUUCCUGAAUGAGGCGGCCUGCAUGAAAGAUUUCAACCAUCCUAAUGUGAUCAGACUGCUCGGUGUCUGCUUGGAAGUAGGCUCAGGAAAUUUUCCCAAGCCCAUGGUCAUUCUGCCAUUCAUGAAAUAUGGAGAUCUGCAUAGCUUCCUGCUGCGCUCACGCCUCGGAGAGAGUCCAAUGUUCUUGCCCACUCAGACACUCCUGAAGUUCAUGGUUGACAUUGCUUUUGGUAUGGAGUAUCUCAGUGGGCGUAACUUUCUUCAUCGUGACCUGGCAGCUCGCAACUGCAUGCUGCGUGAUGACAUGACAGUGUGUGUAGCAGACUUCGGGUUAUCUAAGAAGAUCUAUAGUGGAGAUUAUUACAGGCAGGGCAGAAUAGCCAAAAUGCCUGUAAAAUGGAUUGCAGUAGAGAGUCUGGCAGACAGAGUUUUUACUGUGAAAAGCGACGUGUGGGCAUUUGGCAUUACCAUGUGGGAGAUUGCUACACGAGGCAUGACGCCCUACCCUGGCAUCCCAAACCAUGAGAUUUACGACUACCUUGUUGAAGGAAACAGACUGAAGCAACCAACAGACUGUUUGGAUGAUCUGUAUGAGAUCAUGUACAGCUGCUGGAGGGCUGAUCCACUGGACCGACCCUUCUUUCCACAACUGCGAGAAAUGUUGGAAAAGCUCACGGAAAAGCUCCCAGAGUCUUUCAGCAGGGACGAUAUCAUCUAUAUUAACACCAGCUUUCCUGAAGAGGACCCAGAUGGGGAAACACUUCCUGCAGAACAUCCUGUUUUCAGCUCAUCCCCUUCCUGCAGCCAACGGGCAGCAGAAAAUUCAAUAGUCACUGCGGACAUUCACGGGAGCCUGGAGGACGAGGAUGAUGAGAACGAUGAUCGUUAUGUGGUGGUGAUCUCCUCUGAUCCUUCCCUGAGAUCUCCUGCAGUGGACACUCCUCUUUUGUCGAGUGAUGCUUUAAGUCAAGCAAACGGAGACAUGGUUACUGAUGUGACUGGCAUGGAUCACAGCUCAAGUGACACUUCUUUCCUGCUGUAACAAUUGGUACCCAUCAGAUUAAAACUGUAAUAAAACUGUCACUUUGAUUCAUCAGUACUAAAUAUUUUUGCCUCAUUGCACUGGGAGCACCUUGAAGUUUCCUUUUUUGUUAUAUGCUUUACAUGGACAGCCAAGAUCAGUGUUAGGAAUGUUGUCUAUGUGUGUGAACAUCAAACAUGUUCAUGCACAUGUUCCCAUAAGCUUAAGAUACACUGAACUGUGAAAGUGUUUACUGUAUUGAAUUCUUUGUCGCAAUGUAAAUAUAGAAAUGUACAAAACAUUUAUAAAGUGAUCUUGUAUACUGUAAAAAAUAAAUGCUUUAUUGACUCAUCUGAGACUUGAUAA